Schizophyllum commune H4-8 is the source of this 1479-nucleotide messenger RNA. Its product is annotated as glycoside hydrolase family 43 protein. Lineage: Eukaryota; Fungi; Basidiomycota; Agaricomycetes; Agaricales; Schizophyllaceae. The transcript has 8 exons. The record is from RefSeq and is a predicted model, not a curated record. The coding region runs from base 165 to 1169 and encodes 334 amino acids. Gene Ontology annotation, molecular function: arabinan endo-1,5-alpha-L-arabinosidase activity. Gene Ontology annotation, biological process: carbohydrate metabolic process.
CCACCAUCCCACCUCUGGGCGCUCGUUGCCCGUCGUUCACGAUGUACCUUCCCGCAGAGCUACAUGCGCUAGCUACAUAGGCCUCUCGCCGUGUGGGUGAUCAGGCGGUCAGCCUCAGCCUCGACGCUUUUUGGGCAGCACCUGCGUCGUAUCAACUCUUCAAGAUGAAGCUUCAGUACUGGGCCCUCGCUCUGCAGGCGUUCUUCGCACUACCGGCGCUUGCCACGCCUAACCCUCUGUCUGGCAGCUCGGAUGUUGUCGUUCGUGACCCAGCUAUCUGGUACAAUUCCAACAACAAGAAAUACUAUGUUUUCGCGACCGACGAAAAGAUCAAGAUCUACACUUCCAGCUCACUCACUGGUCCGUGGACGCGUCAGGGCUCUGUCCUCCCUAAUUGCUCCAGCAUCCAACUCGAUGGCAGAUGCGCGCUCUGGGCCCCUGAUGUCAACUACGUUGAUGGCCAAUACGUGCUAUACUACUCCGUAUCCAGCGUUGGCAGCCAGAACUCUGCCAUCGGUGUUGCGACUUCCCCGUCUAUGGACGCGGGAACCUGGACAGAUCUGGGUGAAGUCAUUCGGUCGAACCCUGGUGACGCCUUCAACGCCAUCGACCCGAACCUCAUCGAUUCCAAUGAUGGCGAUGGUUUGAACGGAUUGAAGCUUGCCUUCGGCUCUUACUGGAACGGCAUCUACCAGGUUGGCCUUUGGCCGGACGUCAAGACCCGAGCAUCUGCCCUCCCGGGAACCCAUUUGGCUGGUGCCAACGGUCGUCCGGCAGAGGGCGGCUUCGUCUACAAGCCGCCUUCGUCGCAGUACUACUUCAUGUUCUUCUCCGACGGUAUCACGCCGUUCGACGGGGCUACCUCCAAGCCCGCCGCUGGCAAGGAGUACAAGGUUCUCGUUGGCCGUGGCGCGCGCGGCCUUGGCCCCUUCUAUGGCCAGCUCGGCAACGACCUGACGCAGGACCUCAAUCCACCCACGGGAACGCUCGUGCUCGGCUCUCACGACAAUGUGUACGCACCGGGUGGCCAGAGCAUCUUCCAUGACCCUGUCUCCAACCGCGAUGUUAUGGUGUACCAUUACAUCCCCAACGACAAGUUCGGCGGCCCGUCUUACCUCGGUAUCAACUACCUCGACUUCUCUAGUGGGUGGCCGGUCGUUGUUGCAUAGACGACGACGAGGCAGCACGCUUCGAUUGCGGUCAUGGAUGGCUGGACUGUACAAGAGACUUGGGUUAUUUAUAUGGAUACGGGAAUGGCGUAGUACUUAUAUGUCCAGGCGUGAAUAAUGGGAAUUAAAGGCAAAGAGAAUCGUCGAGUGUGCCUCAGAAGGAGCCGUCAUCCAGUACAACGAACAGAUGGUUGCGAAUAUAGUUUCAGGUUUAUACCGGACAGCCUCGAAGGAGCAACAUAAUUACUUGAUCUAGGGGCAGAUGGCGAUCACCCAUGUUUAUGACUUCCAAAUGACUCGAGAUGAGUUC